AUGGAUGUGUCGCUAAUAACGCAGUUUCUAAAGGUCAUUUCCCACUUGAUCUGAGGCAAUAAGAUGAAAAAGAACAGUUGCUAUGCUCCCUUCAGAAAGCAAGAGAUUUGGCAUUUGUUCGUGGGAACAUGUAUUCCUGUAGUUAGAAAGUAGAACAGCUCCUGUAUUUUCUGUCACAGGACAUGUUCAGGCUGGAGACUCUGUGCUAAUCCAUGCAGGAUCAAGUGGUGUGGGCACAGCUGCCAUCCAACUAGCUCGGAUGGCUGGUGCUAUUCCUCUGGUCACAGCUGGCUCCCAGCACAAACUUCAAAUGACAAUAAAGCUUGGGGCAGCUGCUGGAUUCAAUUACAAAGAAGAAGAUUUUUCUGAAGCCACUCUGAAAUUCACCAAAGGUGUUGGAGUCAACCUUAUUUUAGACUGCAUAGGUGGAUCUUACUGGGAGAAGAAUGUCAACUGCCUGGCUGUUGAUGGUCGAUGGAUUCUCUAUGGUCUGAUGGGAGGAGCUGAUGUCAGUGGACCCCUGUUUUCAAAACUGCUUUUUAAACGAGGAAGUCUGAUUGCUAGCCUACUGAGAUCUAGGGACAAAAAGUACAAGCAAACGCUGGUGAAAGCUUUCACGGAGCAAAUUCUGCCCCAUUUCUCCAAGGAGGACCCCCAAUGUCUGCUGCCGGUUGUGGACAGAAUCUACCCUAUGGCUGAAAUCCAAGCGGCCCAUGGGUACAUGGAGUCUAACAGGAACCUGGGCAAAAUCAUCCUGGAGCUGCCCCAGUGAAGGAAGAGGGGACAGCACAGGUCUCGGACAUCCCAGCCCUCCCAGGUCCCUCCUCGUUAAUAGGUCGGUGUAAAGAUGGUCUAAGGAAAUAAAAUAUGGACUUGAAAAGUGGCACGUUCACUGUGGGGCGGGGUGAGGUGUGAGUCAGGUCGAUCAGCUGACCCUCAAUCCGAGGCUCAUGCCACUACGCGGUUCCGGUUACACCUCACCGUCGGCCACCACACAAACAACCAAU
Castor canadensis (American beaver) is the source of this 1007-nucleotide messenger RNA. The record is from RefSeq and is a predicted model, not a curated record. Lineage: Eukaryota; Metazoa; Chordata; Mammalia; Rodentia; Castoridae.